AGAACCAAGAAGGCUGUGUCCCCCUUCUGGGUGUCCUUCCUGUCUCCUGCUCUCAGUAGGGACACCCAGGUCCAGCUUUCCUAGGGAACAUGGGGAUGGGGGUUGAACAUGAAGUUCAGUGCCAGAUGUUAGUCUGAACCUGGAUUUACCCUCUCUGACUCAAGAACCUCGACAUCCACAGCAAGACCUGACAGGAGACCUGAGGUGGACACAAUCCUUUUUUUGCCAGUGGGGGUUUGGUAAUUGAGAUGGUUGGUCAGUUCUGAUCAGAGAGGUGCUCUCAGAACAAACUGGCAAAGGAGAGGCUGCUCCAAAUAGAGACACUGGGGAGUGAGGAGGAGGCUGUAGUGGGGAUUGCGGUUGGACUUUGAGGGGCUUAGGCAGGUGCAGGGAAUGAUCCUCCCCUGGCCCAGACGGCAGAGCAGUAGCUUUGACCCACUUCACCUUGUUCUUCCAGGGCACAGUCCUCAGGAUGUUCCGGGGGUAAUAGAAGUUGGAACCAGAGCCUCUGAGCCAUUCCCCGCAAUGACAGGGUCCCCAAUGAGUCGUCUACUGGCUGGUUUCUGUGUAGGGGUGGUCUUGGGCUGGGUAAGGGGCUCAGUCCCUAACCUUGGCCCUGCAGAGCAGGAGCAGAACCACUACCUGACCCAGCUGUUUGGCCUCUACGGAGAGAAUGGGACGCUGACUGCAGGCGGCCUGGCCCGGCUUCUCCACAACCUGGGGCUGGGCCGAGUUCAAGGGCUUCGCCUGGGUCACCAUGGGCCUCUGACAGGGCGGACAACACCCCCAGCCAUAGACAAUGCCACAGACAGGCCGCAGGACUCUGAGCUGAGUGUGCAUGUCUGGUCAGGGAUGCCUCUGGCUCCUUCAGGGUGGGGUGAUCUGGAGGAGUCAAAGGCCUCCCACCUACCCCAUGGGCCAGCCCCCUCGGGCCUGGGCCUCUUUCACAGACUUCUGCUGCUGGACCACUCGCUGGCUGACCAUCUGAAUGAGGACUGUCUGAACGGCUCUCAGUUGUUGGUCAACUUUGGCUUGAGCCCCGCUGCUCCUCUGACCCCUCAUCAGUUUGCUCUGCUAUGCCCAGCACUGCUUUAUCAGAUCGACAGCCGAGUCUGCAUCCAAGCCCCAGCCCCUGCAUCCCCCAGGGAUCUGCUAUCUGCCCUGCUUCAUAGCACCCUGGCAGUCCUGUUACUCAGCCUCCCUGCUCCCUUCUCCCUACUGCUGCUGAGGCUUCUGGGACCUCAUCUCUUACGGCCCCUGCUGGGCUUCCUGGGAGCCCUGGCCGUGGGCACUCUUUGUGGGGACGCACUGCUACACCUGCUGCCACACGCACAAGAGAGGGAGCACACAGGACCUGGAGGGGGACCAGAGGAGGACCUGGGUCCAGGGCUGUCUGUGCUUGGAGGCCUCUUCCUGCUCUUUGUGCUGGAGAACACGCUAGGGCUUUUGCGGCACCGAGGGCUCAGGCCAAGGUGCUGCAGGCGAAAAAGAAGGGACCUCGCAACACCAAACCUGGACCCAGAGGAUAGCAGUGGGAUGGCCCUUCAGCCUCUACAAGCAGCUCCAGAGCCAGGAGCUCAGGGCCAGAAGGAGCAGGACAGUCGGUCCCCACCAGACCUAGCCCCUCCUAGGCACCUAGGACACAGUCAUGGGCACCAAGGUGGAACCAAUAUCACUUGGAUGGUCCUCCUGGGAGAUGGUCUGCACAACCUCACUGACGGGCUGGCCAUAGGUGCUGCCUUCUCUGAUGGCUUCCCUAGUGGCCUCAGCACCACCAUAGCAGUCUUCUGCCAUGAGCUGCCCCACGAACUGGGUGACUUUGCCAUGCUGCUCCAGGCAGGGCUGCCUUUUCGCCGGUUGCUACUCCUAAGCCUAGUGUCUGGAACCCUGGGACUAGGGGGUGCUGCCCUGGGGGUGGGGCUCAGCCUGGGCCCUGUCCCCCUCACUCCCUGGGUAUUUGGGAUCACUGCCGGGGUCUUCCUCUAUGUGGCCCUUGUGGACAUGUUACCAGCCCUGCUUCGCCCUCCUGAGCCCCUCCCUAUGCUCCAUGUGCUGCUGCAGGGGCUGGGGCUGCUGCUGGGGGGCAGCCUCAUGUUCACCAUAGCCCUGCUGGAGGAGCAGCUGCUGCCCCUGGUCUCUGAUGGCUGAUGAGGGCCAGUGGAGAGGGGUUUGGGCUGCCCUUCCUUCCCCCCAACCACAGGAAAGGAGGCGGGACACAGGGCCAGUAGGAGCAAUAGGAUUUUAAUAAACAGAACCCAUCCCAAA
Messenger RNA from Otolemur garnettii (small-eared galago), 2265 nucleotides. It is a transcript of the gene SLC39A5, whose product is annotated as solute carrier family 39 member 5. Lineage: Eukaryota; Metazoa; Chordata; Mammalia; Primates; Galagidae. The coding region runs from base 394 to 2148 and encodes 584 amino acids. The transcript has 12 exons. Gene Ontology annotation, molecular function: zinc ion transmembrane transporter activity. The record is from RefSeq and is a predicted model, not a curated record. Gene Ontology annotation, biological process: zinc ion import across plasma membrane; intracellular zinc ion homeostasis; BMP signaling pathway. Gene Ontology annotation, cellular component: membrane.